UAAAAAUGAAUAUAACAGAAGAAGAAUCAACAGCAACUUCAUUAAUUAUUAAUUCAAUAUCCCCAACAUUUCCCCCUACAUUUUCAACCCAACAAAACAACUUAACUACUCCUUCCCUAACAAAAACAACUUUUAAUUUCCAACAAAAAAGGGAUGUUUCUUUCCAUUUUUCUUUAAUUUUUGGUUCAUUAAUUGGGGGUGUUACUGUUGUUGGGUUAACUGCUAAUAUUCUUGUUGUUAUUGCUAUUUUGAGUGAUAGAAAAAUGAGAAAAUCUCCAAUGAAUCUUUUAUUGUUAAAUUUGGCAAUAGCAGAUUUACUUUAUUUGUUGGCAUUUACACCUUUCUGGUUAUCUAUGAGUGUUUAUGGAGAUGGGGGCUGGCACUUUAGUGAUAUGUUUUGUCCGAUUGCCAGAUUUUUUGGAAAUAUAUUUUUAGUAAUUUCAAUACUUACUUAUUUAGCUAUUUGCAUUGAAAGAUAUGUUGCUAUUGUACAUCCUAUAGCAAUGCACACGUCUGUUUGGUGUACUCGUUCACGUGUUUUGGUUAUAGCUUUUGGUAUUUGGGUAUUUGCAAUGGCAUAUCAAUUUCCUUAUUUGGUUGUAUUCCAAGUUUUUGAUAUUCCAGAAAAAAAUUUGCGUGUCUGUAGAAACCCUUUAGCGUCAAAGAGCAAAAUUUGGAAAAUUUACAAAUGGUCAGAAUUUUUGUUAACUUAUGCUUUACCUAUAAUUAUUUCUGUUUUGUUAUAUUCUCGAAUUUGUCGAGUUUUGUGGUUUAAAAAUAAAAAUGGAGAAAAUAAUGGGAAAGGACAAAAUGAAAAUGAAAACAAAACAGAAUUAAAGCCAAACAUAAAUAAACGACCAAGUGGCAGAACAAUCAAAAAAGUAUUGGAAACAAGAUUUCGGGAAGCAAUUUCUGAUGUUCAAAAUAAAAGAAAAGUUGCCCCAAAAGAAGAAGAAAUUUUUAAUUUUAAUAAUUCUUCUGAAAAAAGGCAGAAACCAAUGAAUGUUUCUUCUUCAGCUAAUUUACGUGCUAGAAGGAGUGUUGUUAAAAUGUUGAUGUUAUGUGUCGGCCUAUUUUUCCUUUGUUAUACACCAAUGGUUGCCUAUUUUGUUUGGAGUGCAUUAUUUGGACGUCCACUUCCUUUGCCUUUCGAAUUUGUAUUAAUUACAAGUGCUUUAGUUCAAUUUCAAAGUGCUUUUAAUCCUUUUCUCUACACACUUUUUGCUACACAAUUUAGAGAAAAAUUGUCAAAAUUAUUUUUAAUUUGUAACAAAAAAGGAAAAAAUAAAAUAAUUAAUCAACAUAAAAUUAGUGCAAAAUCAACAAGUACUUUUUCUGUUUAAAGAAAAAAAAUUAGAAAAAAAAUUUUUUUGUUUCUUAACAAUAAAGUUUGGGAAUAAACGUGAAAAGAAUUAUUUUAUUAAUAAAUUUAAAUUUACUCAAUAUAUAAAAAUUCAUUUCAUAUUUUACUUAAAAAAUGGCUAAAAGUUAGCCAACGUUGAGUGUUUUAUAAAUUUAAUUUAUGUGGAGGAAAUUGUUGAUAUGUAAAAAUAGUGAAAAUAAUAUGUAAGAAUAAGUGAUACGUCUAACAAUUCAUUCGAUUUGGUUUUAGUGUCUGUGAGAUUUAAGAUAUCGGUUUCAAAUAGAAAAAUAAAUGCUCCAUUUUUAAUAUUUUGAGGCCGUGAGGGGUC
Messenger RNA from Meloidogyne enterolobii, 1691 nucleotides. The record is from the annotation of a GenBank genome assembly. Lineage: Eukaryota; Metazoa; Nematoda; Chromadorea; Rhabditida; Meloidogynidae.